Molecule: messenger RNA, 447 nt
Organism: Necator americanus (New World hookworm)
Lineage: Eukaryota; Metazoa; Nematoda; Chromadorea; Rhabditida; Ancylostomatidae
Exons: 2
Coding region: 1-447 (148 amino acids)
Source: RefSeq, a predicted model, not a curated record
AUGCGUAAUGUAAUGGUUGGUGAAGAGGACAAAAAGGAAAUCUCCAUGGAACUACUGGCGGAUUCGGUAGAGCAUUGUAAAAUCCUCCUGUUAAGCUCCCAUAGGAGGGGUAGUAUCGGACAUACACAUGCAGUACAAGAUACGGUAGCCGAUUAUUUCAGUUCAGGACCGCAUCCCAACAUCUGCUCCAUAGUCUUUGGUGCAGUCAUGGUGUCGUCGCCGUCGUCGUCAUUGGACGCCGCCGCCGACUUGACUGCCCAACACAGUGACGAUUCCUUAUCGCAACGUGCUGCAAUCGCUCAUACAGCCGACCGAGCGCUCGCCAUUGAAAACAAAACGACGCCACGAAUACCGUAUCGACGGUGGAAGAUGAACUUGUUCGGUGAAAGGACAAGAAACACUAAGAAGUUCAGAUCAGAAGUCAGUGUAACUGAACUGCUAUGGUGA